Molecule: messenger RNA, 3563 nt
Organism: Pelobates fuscus (common spadefoot toad)
Lineage: Eukaryota; Metazoa; Chordata; Amphibia; Anura; Pelobatidae
Gene: SLITRK1
Product: SLIT and NTRK like family member 1
Exons: 2
Coding region: 712-2802 (696 amino acids)
Biological process (GO): regulation of presynapse assembly; positive regulation of synapse assembly; axonogenesis
Cellular component (GO): glutamatergic synapse; postsynaptic density membrane; GABA-ergic synapse
Molecular function (GO): protein binding
Source: RefSeq, a predicted model, not a curated record
AUAAUCAGGGAUGAUUUUUUGACCUUUCUGGACUUUCGGCAGCCACACUCAGCCUCCCUACCCCCUCUCUGCUCACACAGACUCACACGGGAACCAACUUUAGCACGACACCGGUCUUUAAUACCAACAUUUUUAACGCUUGCCCUGUGUGUUGAUUGAUUUUUUCCAGCAUUCCCUCAGCAAAUGGAUUUUUGCCACUGCAGCUCAGCAGAGGGUGUCAGAUCUUUCAGAGUGCACCAAGCUGGAACGAGCAGAGCCUCUUAGCAACUCACUUGUUCUCUUAGACACACACACACACAUACAUAUAUAUAUAUAUAUAUACACAUGCACUGUGUGUACUGUAAUCAAGCGACAGAAUACUGAGAGAAGCAAAGACGGAGAGCACAAGCCAAGAGAAGGAAACAAGAGGUGAAGAAAUGGACAGCAAAAAAACGCAGCGAUUGCGGAAAUUUUGCAGCGCCAUUGGCUUGACGAAGAGUGUUUAGGCUGGGGCGUGAUUUCAGCACCACGAAGCUGUGAACAGCUCACGCAGGGAACCGAGCUAUAUGUUCUGGGAAAGGUACAGUGGCUGCUGGUGUCAGGCAAGGAGAAAGCCUCUGCUUUAAAUACGCAAAAGGGGGAGGAAAAGACAAGGGAUCUAAAGAAAUCUCUGAUGGAGAUGGAUUGCUGAUACUUUGCAAUGAAAUCGGGGAUGAAUUGCUCUGUUUAAAAAUGCUGCUUUGGAUUCUGUUGCUGGAGAUAUCUCUUUGUUUUGCUGCUGGGAACGUUACCAGAGACGUUUGCAAAGAAAAGAUCUGUUCUUGUAACGAGGUAGAGGGAGAUCUGCACGUAGACUGUGAGAAAAAGGGAUUUUCGAACCUUCAGCAUUUCUCUGCUCCCACGUCUCAGUUCUACCAUUUGUUUCUGCAUGGGAAUUCUUUAACGAGGCUUUUCCCUAAUGAGUUUGCUAACUUUUACAAUGCAGUCAGUUUACACAUGGAGAACAAUGGCUUGCAUGAGAUUGUUCCUGGUGCCUUUCUGGGAUUGCAGCUGGUAAAACGAUUGCACAUUAAUAACAACAAGAUCAAGGCAUUCAAAAGGCAUACCUUCCUUGGAUUAGAUGAUCUGGAAUAUCUCCAAGCUGAUUUCAACCUGUUAAGAGACAUUGACCCAGGUGCUUUUAGGGACUUGAACAAGCUAGAGGUUUUAAUUUUAAAUGACAACCUCAUUAGCACAUUACCUACUAAUGUGUUCCAGUAUGUGCCGAUCACACAUUUGGAUCUCCGGGGAAACAGAGUUAAAACAUUACCCUAUGAGGGAGUCUUGGAACAGAUCCCAGGCAUAGCUGAAAUCCUUUUGGAAGAUAAUCCUUGGGACUGCAGUUGCGAUCUGUUAUCUCUAAAGGAGUGGCUAGAAAACAUCCCAAAGAAUGCACUGAUCGGAAGAGUUAUUUGUGAAGCUCCCACUAGGUUGCAGGGUAACGAUUUAAAUGAGACCACAGAGCAAGAACUGUGUCCCUCAAAAAAUGCAGUAGAUUCCAGUUUGGCUGCCCCUCCUGCUCAAGAUGAAACCUGUGAUCCUGGUCCAAUCCCAACUCCUUUUAAAGUCAGUGGACAAGAGGAAUCUGCCACCCAGGGUUCCUCGGUUAUCGGGGGUACAAAGAUCCCAGGGAACUGGCAAAUUAAAACAAGACCUACAGCUGUUGUAUCAGAAAUAAAUUCAAAUUUUAAAGCCCCUCACAUCUUUGUCUGCCCAUCUUUCUGUAGUUGUGGUCAGCAAAUCCUUGGCCCAGGAUUAAAAGUUGACUGCAGCAACAAGAAUGUGAAGAGUUUAGCAGACUUGGAACCCAAACCACCCAAUGUACAGGAAUUGUUCCUGAGGGAGAACAAGAUCCACACCAUAAGAAGAUCACACUUUGUGGAUUAUGGAAAUUUAACUUUGCUGGACCUGGGAAACAACAACAUAGGUAUGGUUGAAAACAACACAUUUCAGAACUUAACGGACCUCCGCUGGUUGUACAUGGAUAAAAACUGUAUAGAUACUCUCAUGCCAGAUAAGUUUACUGGACUGCAGAGUCUGGAAUAUCUGAAUCUGGAAUUUAAUUUUAUUCAGUUGAUCCUCCCCAACACAUUCAAUCCUAUGCCAAACCUCAGGAUCUUAAUCCUAAACAAUAAUCUUCUCAAAUCACUACCUGUUGAUGUUUUUGCGGGUGUCAGUCUAUCAAAACUUAGUCUGCACAAUAAUUACUUUAUGUACCUUCCAGUGGCUGGAGUAUUGGAUCAGCUCACUUCUAUCAUACAGAUAGAUUUACAUGGCAACCAGUGGGACUGUUCCUGCAAUAAUGUGCCUUUCAAACAAUGGGCAGAACGUCUUGGCCCAGAGGUAAUUGUAAGUGAUCUCAAAUGUUAUUUCCCAGAGGAAUUUUGGGGGAAAGAUUUCAGAUUCCUUUCAAAUGACAUGAUGUGUCCAUUGCUUUAUGCAAAAUUGUCCCCAACAUUAAAUGCACUUAACAAAAACAGCACUGGCUUGACUGAGACCAACACUCACCCUAACUCCUACCUAGACACCAGCCGAGUAUCAAUUUCUGUGCUAGUACCAGGACUGUUGCUGGUAUUUGUUACAUCCGCCUUUACGGUAGUGGGCAUGCUAGUAUUUAUUCUAAGGAAUAGGAAAAGAUCCAAGAGAAGGGAUGCCAACUCAUCUGCGUCUGAAAUCAAUUCAUUGCAGACAGUAUGCGAUUCUUCUUACUGGCACAAUGGACCAUAUAAUGCAGAUGGCACCCAUAGAGUUUAUGAUUGUGGCUCCCAUUCCCUGUCAGACUGAUAUGUGAUGUUGUCUUAUAGGUGAUCCUGUGAGAGAAGGAGGGGAGUAAGGUGGAAUAAACAUCCCUGCACCCUAAACCUUUUACUUAUACAAAGGACACAAAUAUUGAUGUGCAUUGCUGUAACAUUUGCUACAAUUGUGCCAUUUCCAUCAGCUAGGAUUUAUUUCAAAGCUACCUUAUUGUGACUACAAAAAAAUGACAUUGAGAAUGGAGCGUUCUAUAUCUGCCAGGUAGCCUGCUAUGCUAUCUGCAGAGUUUGAAGUGGAAAACUAUACAAUGUAUAAGAGAAAAAAAUAAUACAUGCACCAGAAAUGGAUGGUGUAACCAUCCUUAGUUUCAUGUGAGGAUAUUUAUAGGGGGUUGUUUUCAAGAAGGUUUAACGUCUGGAGCUGUUGGGGGGGCUAAACCAUGCAGCAUCUGCUGUCUGCUGUGUUGGUUCAGUUGGGUGAACGUUGCACAAUGGCAUGAAUGUAAUGUAAAUAAAUGACUCUAAUAUACCAAGUGCUGCAUGGCUCGCAUGGAUACAACGUACCCCUGGGGGGCGCUCAAUUGAACUGGAGAUCACGCCUGGGCAUACAAUCUCUCUGGGCCCCCAAAAGUCUCAUCUUCUCCAACUAUCUCUAUACAGUAUCGGUAUACAAAAAAAAGUGCCAUUGCUCUAUCUUUUGUAAUGGAUAUACAAAGUGCAGUUCACACUUUUACUGUGAAAAGGAAAAAAAAAUCUAUUAUAAUGUUUAAUUUAAAACGUGUUUGCAUGAAU